Messenger RNA from Spea bombifrons (plains spadefoot toad), 1733 nucleotides. RefSeq names its product tubulin alpha-1A chain. Lineage: Eukaryota; Metazoa; Chordata; Amphibia; Anura; Pelobatidae. The transcript has 4 exons. The record is from RefSeq and is a predicted model, not a curated record. Gene Ontology annotation, cellular component: microtubule; cytoplasm. Bases 154 to 1509 code for a protein of 451 amino acids. Gene Ontology annotation, molecular function: structural constituent of cytoskeleton; GTP binding. Gene Ontology annotation, biological process: mitotic cell cycle; microtubule cytoskeleton organization.
UCACUAUGGUAACAGAACUGUAUAUAACGGACUGCGUGCAGGCAUGUGUUUCAGGUUCUCUUACAUCGACCCCCUAAGAGUCGCGCUGUAAGAAGGCAUCCUUCUUCUCCUCCCUCCUCUCGCCCUCUUCUCUGCUCCUCAAACUCAGUAAACAUGCGUGAGUGCAUCUCUAUCCACGUUGGUCAGGCUGGUGUGCAGAUCGGCAAUGCCUGCUGGGAGCUGUACUGUCUGGAACAUGGCAUUCAGCCUGAUGGGCAGAUGCCCAGUGACAAAACCAUUGGAGGAGGUGACGAUUCCUUCAACACAUUCUUCAGCGAGACUGGAGCUGGGAAACACGUCCCUAGGGCUGUGUUUGUAGAUCUGGAGCCAACUGUCAUUGAUGAGGUUCGUACUGGUACAUACCGUCAGCUGUUCCAUCCAGAACAACUUAUCACUGGGAAGGAAGAUGCUGCCAACAAUUAUGCCCGUGGACACUACACAAUUGGCAAGGAAAUCAUUGACUUGGUGCUGGACAGGAUCCGUAAGCUGGCUGACCAGUGCACCGGUCUUCAGGGUUUCCUGGUCUUCCACAGCUUUGGUGGGGGUACUGGUUCUGGCUUCACCUCCCUGCUGAUGGAACGUCUAUCAGUUGACUAUGGAAAGAAAUCCAAGCUGGAGUUCUCAAUCUAUCCAGCCCCCCAGGUCUCCACAGCUGUGGUUGAGCCCUACAACUCCAUCCUAACCACCCACACCACCUUGGAGCACUCAGACUGUGCCUUCAUGGUAGACAAUGAGGCCAUCUAUGACAUCUGUCGUAGAAACCUUGAUAUUGAGCGUCCCACCUACACCAACCUUAACAGGCUCAUAGGUCAGAUAGUGUCCUCUAUUACAGCCUCUCUCAGAUUUGAUGGUGCACUGAAUGUUGAUCUUACUGAAUUCCAGACCAACUUGGUGCCCUAUCCCCGUAUUCACUUCCCUCUGGCUACAUAUGCCCCAGUUAUCUCAGCAGAGAAGGCUUACCAUGAGCAGCUCUCUGUUGCUGAGAUUACAAACGCCUGCUUUGAGCCAGCUAACCAGAUGGUGAAAUGUGACCCACGUCACGGUAAAUACAUGGCUUGCUGCCUGCUGUACCGUGGUGAUGUGGUUCCUAAAGAUGUUAACGCCGCUAUUGCCACCAUUAAGACAAAGCGUACUAUCCAAUUUGUAGACUGGUGUCCAACUGGUUUCAAAGUAGGCAUUAACUAUCAGCCCCCAACUGUGGUUCCAGGUGGUGACCUGGCCAAGGUCCAGCGUGCUGUGUGCAUGUUGAGCAACACCACUGCAAUUGCUGAGGCCUGGGCCAGACUGGACCACAAGUUUGACCUUAUGUAUGCCAAGCGUGCCUUCGUUCACUGGUAUGUGGGUGAGGGUAUGGAGGAGGGAGAGUUCUCUGAGGCCCGUGAAGACAUGGCUGCCCUGGAGAAGGAUUAUGAGGAGGUUGGUGUAGAUUCUGUGGAAGGAGAUGGCGAAGAGGAGGGUGAGGAAUACUAGAUGUCAAAAACGGUGCUGCUUUUCGCAGGGAACAAAAUACCAUCUAACAAAAAUGAUGACAAAUAUUGUUGUACAACCAGUUUGUUUAAAUGUAGCAACUUAAUUGCCGUUUAUUUUUGCUUCAUUUUAACUGGUUUGCUUCAAACAUUUGAACUUAUUUUGACAGAUCCAAUCAGUAAAUUUCUGUAAUGGGUUUGCCAAUAAAACAUUCCCUGUCUUACGUA